This is a messenger RNA of Drosophila albomicans, 4099 nucleotides long. RefSeq names its product glutamate receptor-interacting protein 1 (gene Grip). Gene Ontology annotation, biological process: neurotransmitter receptor transport, endosome to postsynaptic membrane. The record is from RefSeq and is a predicted model, not a curated record. Bases 475 to 3606 code for a protein of 1043 amino acids. Gene Ontology annotation, molecular function: protein binding. Lineage: Eukaryota; Metazoa; Arthropoda; Insecta; Diptera; Drosophilidae. The transcript is spliced from 10 exons.
AAUCAUUGUGCAAUUUCUCGUCGUGUGCGCCGGACGUGUCGCUGUCGCUACCGCAGACGCAGUCGCUGCCUUAGACAAAAAGCAAAAAAAUAACGUUGUCUCGCAGACUCGCCCUCGCAAGGCGUCUCCAUUUCAAAUUCUCGCGCGUUCGCGUCCAUGUGUUAGUGUCCGUGUGAGUGUGAGUGCUCUACAUUUUCUUUUAUAUUUUUUUUUGGUUUGUUUUAUUAUUAUUAUUAUUGUGUCGUCGUCGCUGCUGUGUUUUUGCUGCAUUUACAAUCUACACACAAUAUUUGUUUGGUUAUUCGGUAGAGAAUGAAUUUCGAAUGCAAUAUUUGCAAAUCAGAAUCCAAUUGGCAAACGCAGCAGCGCAAAUAAAGUAGCAUGCAAAGUGAAGUGGGCGGCGUUGUCCAACACUGGACGCCAAUAAAUCACUAAAGACAAUUCAAGUAGAGACAUCGAGCGAGAGCAAGCGAAAUGAAAUUGUGGAAAUCAAAGAAGCCCAUUAGCGGCUGUGUGCCCGGCAAGUCGAGCGCCCUUAAGCAGGAGCAGGAGCUUGCCACCAAGCAGCAACAGCAACAGCAACAACAGUUACAACAUCAACAGCAGCAGCAGCAACAGGAGAGCAAUGGCAUUGCGCUGGCGCCCAUGCUAUCUGUUGACCGCGCAAUGAGCCCCGCACAAUCCGAAGACUCCGGCCUGGCACCGGAAAGGGGCACAACCUAUGCAACGAUCACGCUGCCACGCAAUGCCCUCCAUUUGGCCAUCAAUUUCGCAGAGCGCAAUGAUCUAUCGUAUCCACCUGUUAUCGGGGCACUUAAUCCAGUGGGCCAUGCGGCUGAUUUUCUGGCGCCAGGCGAUCGAUUGCAUCAGAUCGAUGGCAUCUCGACAAUUGGGCUGAGCAAUCAGAAGAUCAUGAACAUGCUUUGCGCUGGAGUCGGAGCUGACAACUCGCCGGCGAUUGUGGAGAUUGAAUACUCGCUGCCCGAAUGCACAGUUUCCCAAAAUAGUCUGUAUGUUACCUCGAAACUGGCACAGAUCACCGUGGAGCGGGAGAGCGGUUGCCUGGGUCUAACGCUGCGGGGCGGUGCCGAUUAUCCGCUGAUCGUCACACACGUUCGACUGCACGGCCCUGUCUAUAAGACGGGUCGCAUCAAGCCUGGCGAUCGUCUGCUGCGCGUCGAUAAUAUCUCGCUCAUUGGCAAAACACUGGCCGAGGCACAGCAGAUCAUUAAAUGCGGCCACGUUUCCGGCUACACCAAUCUCACCAUCGAAUACGAUGUCUCCGUCGUCCAGAGCGUUGAGUUCUCCAUGGGGCCGCUGCUCAUCGAAAUCGAGCGACCCAUGAACGACAAAUUGGGAUUGGUGCUCUGCAACUACAGCAGCUCGACGGCCAGCAGCACCGCUGGCACCACCUCCAGCACCGACAAGAUUGACGAGGUCACCCAAUCGGGCAUCUACAUAGCCAGCAUACUACCCGCCAGUAUUGCCGAUCGCUGCGGCGCCUUAUCAGUUGGCGAUCAGGUGCUCUCCAUCGAUGACACAAUGAUCGAGCACACGGCCUACAGUCCCGAUGAGGUGAUGACCAUAUUGGACACGAGCACAGGACGGGGCUACACACAGAUGCAGAUAAUGCCAGCUCAUGCGCUCGCCCGACGCGGUCACACGGCACUGGGCAGCCCCAAGUAUAGCUUCAGCACGCUGGAGUCACGCAAGUCGACGGGCCGCCAGCGACAGCGUUUCGUGCGCAAGAGCUCGCUGCCCCUGGAGGGGGGAGCCGUACCCAACGGAGGAGGCGGAGGAGUUGCCAGCAAUGGGCACUCAAGCAGCUUGGGCUUGUGUCGUGCCGAGAGCUUCCCCGUGCUUCUCGAUUGCAGCCAAGGUGCCGGCAUUGUGUUGGGCAACACGAGCAGCUGCGGUCGCGCCGUCAGCAUUGCCCAGAUCCUGCCCGAUUCGGUGGCGGAUCGCAGUGGCUGCAUCCAGCCGGGCGAUCGCAUUGUGGCCAUCAACAAGAUGUACAGCCUGGAGGCGGUGGCCAUGCGGCAGCUGCUCGAGGGACACCGCAGCAGCAACAAUGGCGCCACAGCUGCUGCCAAUUGGUUGGAACUCGAGGUGGAAUUCGAUAUGCCCGAUGCCGUGGUCCCUUCCAGCGGUGUGUUCAAUGUGAAGCUGCUGCGCACCGGGAAAUGUGGCCUUGGGCUGAGUGUGAGCGGAUCAAAUCAUGCGGGUCUGGUCAUUUCGGAUGUGAAGAUCGGCAGUCCGGCGCAUCGUUGUGGCUCGCUGCGACCUGGCGACAUUUUGCUGGCUGUCGAUCAGCAUCCUGUGCAGCAUUUCAAUGUGGAUGCGCUGCUCAAGGAGUUGCCCACACCGCCCACGGCCAGCGCUGACUUUACCACGCUGACCAUCAAGCGUGUGGUGCUUCCAGACUUUCUGCCCAGUCCCAGUCCCAUCUACAGCAAUUGCACCACAGUUGUGCCCGUUGCUGGGGACAGCGAGCUCUACAGCAGCGCCUAUGUGGCCAAGUACAACGAUUGCAUCUCGCUCAAAUCGAAUACGCCGCAGCCGGAUUACUUUCGUGCCGCCAGCCUCGAUGACACCGGCAGCCUGCAGUCGGUGCAGCUGCGACAUCCCAGCGCUGCUCCCACGGCCAUCUGGCCAGGAGGCGGCAACAGCUGCGCCAGCAGCAGCAACAGUCGCAGCUUUGCGGCGCCACCGAACACACAGAGCCUGACCACCGAGCUGCCCGAGGAGGAUGACGAGCAGGACGAGCACGAUGCGCAUCACUACGGCGGCUACGAGCUCAAUCGCUAUGCCAGCGUUGACUGCACCGCAUUGCCACCGCCGAUGGAGAACAAAGUAUAUGGCUCGGCGGCCAGCUCGAGCAGUAAGAGCAGCGGCAGCAGUCUGCAUCAGAUCAUCUUCACGGUGCGGCUGGAGCCAAAGGGUGGACUGCUGGGCAUCACGUUGGCCGGCAGCGAGGACAUCACGAAGCCUAUUACCAUCAGUGGCUUGGUAGAAGGUGGCAUUGGACACAAGAACGGACAGAUACAUGUGGGCGAUCAGCUGCUGGCCAUCGAUGAGCACUCGGUGCAGGGCAUGCCACUGUCGCAUGCCACCAGCUUGCUGCACAAUCUCGGCGAUCUAGUCGAUCUGAAGAUACUGCGCAGCCAUGACAUCAGCAACACAUCGGCCAGCGGCGUUGGCUUGCCACAGGCUCAGGCGAUCUAUGCCAAGGUGCAGCGACGUCCGCGCAGUCCGUCCGCCAACACGGAGGCCAGCAAUAGCAACAACAACAACGGCAGCAGCAAUAACAAUGCGAGUGCAAAUAAGGAUCAACAGCAGCAGCGCAUCUUUCAUGUCACACUUUACAAGGAUAAAGUCUACGAUGACUAUGGAUUCUCGGUGUCCGAUGGACUCUACGAGCGUGGCGUGUUCAUCAAUCGCAUUCGAAGCGGAGGCCCCGCGGACAUGUGCGGCCAGCUGAAGCCCUUUGAUCGCAUCAUGCAGGUUAAUGAGAUGAAGACGCAGGACUUUGAUUGCUGCCUGACGGUGCCGCUGAUUGCAGCUGCCGGGGAUAAGAUCGAGAUGAUCAUGCAGCGCACGGAGUGAGAGCGACUAGAACAAACCAAUUCUAAUUCUCCAUCAUUCUCCAUCUGCAGCCGGAGUAAACCAAAAGAACAAUUCUUCAUGCUAUUCUAUUCUUUUUUUUUGAGAGAGAUAAUCUUUAACUAGUUGUAUCUUAAGUCUUAGUGCUAAGUGCCAUUUUGUAUCUAACUUAUGUCACAUUUAGACGGUUAGUCACAAGUAAUCUAUAAUCUGUAAUCUGUAAACUCUAAAUUGUAAUCCAUAAUACGCAAAUCCCGUUGAAACUUCCCCAACGAAUAAUAUGAGCGACAAUAAGAUAAAUGCCACCCAAGUGCCUGGAACAUCCCGAACGAACACCUUGCCUUGCUUUUACCAUAACCAAGAAUCGCCAUCUUGCAUCUUUGAAUAGCUCCUAUACGGAAAUUAUUAACUAUAUAUACACACAUACAUAUAUUAUUUUGUUUUAUUUUUAUUUUUGACAUUGACAAGGAGUAAACAAUAAAUAAAAUCAACCUAA